This is a messenger RNA of Trichoderma reesei QM6a, 423 nucleotides long. RefSeq lists its product as uncharacterized. Bases 1 to 423 code for a protein of 140 amino acids. The record is from RefSeq and is a predicted model, not a curated record. NCBI's taxonomy places the organism in Eukaryota, Fungi, Ascomycota, Sordariomycetes, Hypocreales, Hypocreaceae. The transcript has 2 exons. Gene Ontology annotation, biological process: proteasome assembly.
AUGGCAGCCGAAUCAAGCGACGUGGUGCAGGUCUCCAUUCCGCUGCCGCGGUCGUUGGAUACCCGCGUUUUCAUCCGCGUGGCAACCCAGGCCAAGGCGAUUCUCCUCUCUCUCACCACGGCGUCUCACGAGGAGUCGUCUUCGCUGAGGCCCAUGGGCUCUUUUGUCUAUGCACUCCCCGACAGAUUCGACCAGCAGCAAGCAAUCGCCACUACGCUCUUCUCCGCAGAGUCAUCUCUAGAGUUUACGACCCGCGUUGCAAAGCUCGUCGCCCGCAAGACGCAGCUGCCCGUGUAUGUGACAAACUCCAUCAGUCUCGAGAGCAUGGGCAUGGGCGGCACCGUUGAGGAGGAGAUGGAGGCGUUCAAGGGCGUGGCCGAGGCGAUCCUGAGCACCCUUCCCAAGAACGUGGUGCCCAGCUGA